Messenger RNA from Closterium sp. Naga37s-1, 1347 nucleotides. NCBI's taxonomy places the organism in Eukaryota, Viridiplantae, Streptophyta, Zygnematophyceae, Desmidiales, Closteriaceae. The record is from the annotation of a GenBank genome assembly.
AUGGCCAUUAUUCACCCUGAAUCGGCCCUUGCUAUAGCUGUUGCUGCUGCUACCUGUUUCGGCGAUGCUGCAAAAUACAUAUGGGACGUUCCGAGCUGGUUAGCCUGCUCGCCAGCAAACUCAACUCCGUUUGAAUGGCUGACUGAGUGGACUGAUGCGGAUGAAAUAGAGUUGAGAAGCGGCUCUGUCAAGAGCAGCUCAACUGGGAAUGAUGAAGAUGAGCUGCUGCCGCUGCUGCUGCUGGCGGAUUACAAUUCGGUGAACCCUAGUGAGUUCAUCACUGCGGAGUGGACGGCUGCUGAUGAGGCAUACCUGAGAAAUGGUGCUCUCAGCCGUCGUGUCAGUGAGGAUGACUGCGAAUGGCUGGCUGAGAAUGCGCAGGUUGACCCUGCUGAACUUAUCACAGUGUGGACAGCUGCUGAUGAGGCGUUCCUGAGGUCUGGUGCUCUCAGCCUUGGUGACAGUGAGAGUGACUGCGAAUGGCUGGCAGAAGAUUCGCAGGUGGACCCCUCUGAAUUCAUCACCGAGUGGACGGAAGCUGAUGAAGCCUAUCUGAGAGAUACGACUGUCAGGUGCUUCUCAGCACCGACUUCCAAGCCAGCAGCAAAGGCUGCAGCUUCCAAGCCAGCAGCAAAGGCUGCAGCUUCCAAGCCAGCAGCAAAGGCUGCAGCUUCCAAGCCAGCAGCAAAGGCUGCAGCUUCCAAGCCAGCAGUCAAGGCUGCAGCUCCCAAGCCUGCAGUCAAGGCUGCAGCUUCCAAGCCAGCAGCAAAGGCUGCUGCUUCCAAGCCAGCAGUCAAGGCUGCAGCUCCCAAGCCUGCAGUCAAGGCUGCAGCUCCCAAGCCUGCAGCCAAGGCUGUAGCUCCCAAGCCUGCAGCCAAGGCUGCAGCUCCCAAGCCUGCAGUCAAGGCUGCAGCUCCCAAGCCUGCAGUCAAGGCUGCAGCUCCCAAGCCUGCAGUCAAGGCUGCAGCUCCCAAGCCUGCAGCCAAGGCUGCAGCUCCCAAGCCUGCAGUCAAGGCUGCAGCUCCCAAGCCUGCAGUCAAGACUGCAGCUACCAAGCCUGCAGUCAAGGCUGCAGCUCCCAAGCCUGCAGUCAAGGCUGCAGCUCCCAAGCCUGCAGUCAAGGCUGCAGCUCCCAAGCCUGCAGUGAAACCAACAGCAGCUCCUGUCACGGCCAGUGCCAGUGCUGCUCGCGUGGCGCCUGAGGCAAGCAGUGCAGAAGGGUUUGCAGGGAAGAACAAGGAGGACAAGUGGGUGGUGGAGCAGCAAGGGGAUUCAGAGGGGUGUUCACAUACCAAGAGGCCGGCAAUGGGGAGUGCGAGGGGGUGGGUGGGGGGGAAGGUCAGGUGA